This is a messenger RNA of Ziziphus jujuba (common jujube), 630 nucleotides long. RefSeq lists its product as uncharacterized. NCBI's taxonomy places the organism in Eukaryota, Viridiplantae, Streptophyta, Magnoliopsida, Rosales, Rhamnaceae. Bases 1 to 630 code for a protein of 209 amino acids. The transcript is spliced from 3 exons. The record is from RefSeq and is a predicted model, not a curated record.
AUGGUGAUUCGGGAGAGUGGAGAAAUUGAAUUUGAAGAGGCAGAGUCAGAUAAUGGAUCCAUGCCACCAUUGGAGGACGUUGGUGAUGAAGAUGAAGAUGAUUACAAGUAUCCGGUUUGUGGGGACUUAUCAUUGGUUGUUAAGAGAGCUCUAACGAUGUAUAAAGACGAGAAGGAAGUGCAACAGGAUAACAUCUUUCAUACUAGGUGCAAAGUCACGGAUAAGCAGUUCGAUGAUGUCUUUCCUAAGGAGAUUCCAAGUGGGUUACCACUAAUUAUAGGGAUUGAGCAUCAAAUUGAUUUUGUUCCAAGAUCAACAAUUCUAAACUGGCCGGCUUAUAGAAGUAAUCCAGAGAAGACAAAGAAACUUCAAAGGCAAUUUGUAGUUGUGUACUUUGAUGAUAUCCUUGUAUAUAGUAGGGGUUUAGAAGAGCAUGUAGGGGAUCUUAGGUUAGUAUUAGAUGUUUUUAGGAAAGAAAAACUUUAUGCCAAUCUUAAAAACUAUGACUUUUGUAAAUCUGAGCUUAUGUUUCUAGGUUUUGUGAUCAGUGCUGCAGGUAUCACAGUUGAUCAAGAGAAGGUGAAAGCCAUUCGAGAGUGGUUCAUGCCAACUAGCAUCACUCAAGUUUGA